AUGGAAACCAAAGAGAGAGAAGAGGAAAACAGAGACAAGAAUACCACUGAAGAAAAACUUGUACAGGAACUCCCACUCCUCCCCUUAGAUGACCUUGUCGUCUUUCCGUAUAUGCCGCCGGUGCCACCAUUUCCGCCACAUCACGUCGCACUCUCCGGAAAAAUGGCAACUGCAGCGGUUGAAUACGCUAUGAAGAAUGAGAGAGUGCUUUGCAUUUUUCGCCCGAAAAAGGAUCUCUCUAAAGAGGAUAUUAAGGAUCUUAAAAAGAGUAACCUCAGUCCGAUCGGGAGCUUGAUACACAUCCUCCGCUACAAAACUGACGAUGAGGAUGUGUUGUUUCUUGCACAUGGACGCGAACGCGUCCAAAUCGAGGAGAUUUUGCACACAGAACCUUUCGUCAAGGUUCGGGUUAAUGUUGUGAGUAGUGAUAAUGAGGAUCCUAUUGGUAACCCAGAAAUGGACUUGGAGGUGGAGGCACUCGUCCGCAGCAACGAUGAAAUGUUUCAGCGCAUUGUGCAGAUGUCAACGCGCUACCAAGAGGAAUACGGCAGUCUAACCAAGACAAUGAUUGAUGAACCGGGUCGUCUCGCCGACUACAUCGCUGCUAUGUUGGAUUUAAAGCCGAACGACAAACAGCGCAUUUUGGAGGCGGUAUCUAUCCAUGAACGGUUGAAUACACUCGCCGUCAUACUCGCGAAAGAACUCGAUCUCCAUGAAUUAGAAAGCAAAAUCCAAAAUAACGCGCAAGCCGUCAUUAACAAAGGACAGCGUGAAUACUAUCUCAAGGAACAACUCAAAGCAAUUCAGACCGAACUUGGUGAAUCGGAUGACCUCGGACUUGAAAUUGAUGAGAUGCGGGAGCAACUGAAAGAAAUUGAAAUGCCCGAUAAAGCGAAGCAAGCAGCGGAAAAAGAACUGAAACGACUUUCUAAAAUGCAGUCUUUCUCGCCUGAAUCAACUGUUUCUCGAAACUAUAUGGAUUGGCUGUUAAAUCUUCCUUGGUGUGUCAGCACAGAAGAUGCUUUAGAUCUCACCGCGGCACAAGAGAUCCUUGAUACAGAUCACUACGAUUUGGAAAAAGUCAAAGAGCGGAUUUUGGAGUAUCUUGCUGUCCGCAUGCUCAAAGCCGAUAUGAAGGGACCCAUCUUCUGUUUCGUUGGCCCGCCCGGUGUCGGAAAAACCUCCCUCGGUAGGUCUAUCGCACGCGCAAUGAACCGAAAAUUUGUACGUAUCUCGUUAGGCGGUAUGCACGAUGAAGCCGAAAUUCGCGGACAUCGACGCACUUACAUCGGUUCAAUGCCGGGGCGAAUCCUCAAAGGGAUCCGACAGGCUGAGUCGAACAAUCCUGUCUUUAUGCUUGAUGAGAUUGACAAACUCGGCUCUGAUUUUCGGGGUGACCCUGCUUCCGCACUUCUGGAAGUCCUUGAUCCGGAACAGAAUCACUCAUUUACGGACAACUAUCUUGAUGUCCCGUUUAAUCUUUCAAAGGUGAUGUUUGUCACGACAGCAAAUCAACUCCACACCAUUCCACCGGCCUUACGUGACCGGAUGGAGACUAUAGAACUUCCCGGCUACACUGCUAACGAGAAGCAGAUUAUCGCCAAACAGUAUCUGAUACCGCGUCAAUUGAAAGAGAAUGGAUUGGACGAUGAGUUGAUUAAGAUCAAGGAUACCGCAAUUGACAAAGUAAUCAGCGAGUAUACUCGCGAGGCGGGUGUGCGAAAUUUAGAGCGAGAACUCGGUACCCUCUGCCGAAAAGUCGCACGUCGUGUUGCCGAGGGGAAUACCGAGCCAACAACCAUCACGACGAAGGACAUCCAAGGGUAUUUGGGACCAGAAAAGUUCGAGUCUGAAAUCGCGAGUCGUAAAGCCGACAUCGGUGUUGUGACGGGGCUUUCUGUCACACCUGCAGGUGGUGAGAUUCUCUUCAUUGAGGUAGCUGCUAUCAAGAAGGCCAAUACCCGUACGGAACUUCAUAUUACCGGCCAGAUCGGCGAAGUCAUGCGGGAAUCCGCACAGGCAGCCCUCAGUUACGUCAAAUCUCAGGCUAAGGAACUUAAGUUUGAUCCGAAUGUAUUAGAAAGCGACAUCCAUAUCCAUGUGCCAGCAGGAGCAAUCCCUAAGGACGGUCCUUCGGCUGGUAUUACAAUCGCGACUGCACUCGCUUCAAUUGCCACACAGCAACAUAUCAGUCCUGAAAUCGCUAUGACAGGUGAACUUACGCUCAGGGGAAGGGUGCUACCUAUCGGCGGCGUGAAGGAAAAAAUCCUUGCCGCGAAGCAAGCGGGCAUCAAGAAAGUCAUCAUGCCAGAAGGCAACAAAAAACACUUUAUUGAAGUCCCGAAAGAUAUUCAAGCCGGUGUUGAGUUUCUAUUCGUAGAACAUGUAACCGAAGUUUUCACGGAGGUAUUCUCAUGA
Molecule: messenger RNA, 2418 nt
Organism: Geodia barretti
Lineage: Eukaryota; Metazoa; Porifera; Demospongiae; Tetractinellida; Geodiidae
Source: the annotation of a GenBank genome assembly